AUAGAUAGAUAGAUAGAUAGCUUAAUGAAUAAACUUCGAGCCCCAUAAUGCAUCAUUUUCAGCGCUUGCCUUGACAUUAGUGUGUGUGGAGUCUGCUCAGUGCACUUGUGUAAGGGAUGUCUGAUUCAUUUCUGCGAAUCGGUUCGUUCGGGCAGUUUGCUCCAAUGAACCGGUUCAAUUAAACGAUUCACAGUAUUAAACCUCGGGAUAUUUAGCUAUAUCAUUGUAGCUUGUUUUUCUUAAGAGAAAUGUUGCGUGAAAUGCGCGUUGUUUUGGGUCCACCUAAGAUUUAUUUUAUUUGACUUCAGUCGUACGCUUCGCGAAUCGCUCUGACUGAAUCAUUCAAUAGAAUUGAUUCAUCCUAAUGACCAAGUCAGGCUUCGGUUAGGCUCCAGUGCGUGCGGAUGCAGGGAAGAUGGAGGAAGAGGCAGGAGCGGUCUGAGGACAUAUAGAUGCGGAUUAUUGCGCUGUCAAAUUAUCAAAGGGCAAAAGACAGCUUUAAUGGACACGACGUCGAGCGCAUUUCAAUGGCAGACAUUCAACAACCGAACUCUAAACGAGCGAUGCCCACCUGCAUUUAUCUAAAUAGAACGCCUUUAUUUUAACAGUUCGUCUCUUAAAGAGCAUGCGGAAAAGGUUUUGCAAUAGACAUCAUCUUCGGAAUCUCCAUAUAAAAAAAUCUUAUAAGAAAGAUUAAUGUGGAUAACGGGAAUGUUUGCCGUUGUUUGUAUGCGGAGGAUGGAGAAAACGAAGGAUAAUAAACAUGAGCCCGAAUGUCCUUUAGUGCUCGCUGGGAUUUGGAAUUUGCGCAUUCUGCUGUCGGCAUUCUGUGCGUUAUGACGCCAUAAUAGAACUUCGGGAUCCGCCGUUCGACGCGUUCUAAAGUAACGUUAAACAAAGGGAUUUUCUAGCGUGUAGAGAUGAGGGUGCCGCGAGUGCUUCUGUGUUCAUGGGCACUGAUGACCCUUCUCCCGGGCAGCACCUCCGCUGGCAGCUCGGACUCACUGUUGCUCCGUGUCCCUCUGCAGCAGGGGCCCCUGUCACAGCCCGCGCCCCCCCGGGGCCCCCCGAGAGUCGCCCGGACACGCAGAGGAGUCCGUGGGAUGAGUUUUGUAAACAUGAUUGACAACCUUCGUGGAAAGUCAGGACAAGGUUAUUACAUCGAAAUGGCCGUGGGCACCGCACCUCAGAAGUUGAACAUCUUGGUUGAUACGGGCAGCAGUAAUUUUGCAGUCGGCGCCGCCGCUCACCCGUUCCUCCACAGAUAUUACCAUCGGUCUCUUUCGUCCUCGUACAGAGAUCUGGGCCGCGGUGUGUAUGUGCCGUACACACAGGGCCGGUGGGAGGGCGAGCUGGGCACUGAUCUGGUGUCGAUUCCUCACGGCCCAAACGUGUCUCUGAGGGCCAACAUCGCUGCAAUCACCCAGUCGGAUCGCUUCUUCAUCAACGGGUCCAACUGGGAGGGAAUACUGGGGCUGGCCUACGCUGAGAUCGCAAGGCCGGAUGAGACUCUAGAGCCGUUCUUCGACUCUCUGUUGAGACAGACCAGCGUCCCGGACGUGUUUUCUCUGCAGCUCUGUGGAGCGGGGUUCACCCAGAACUACAGCGCCGGCAGCUCCACUGUAGGGGGCAGUAUGAUCAUUGGGGGAGUAGAUCCGUCCUUGUAUGUUGGGGAGCUAUGGUACACACCAAUCAGACGAGAGUGGUAUUAUGAGGUCAUCAUUGUGCGCAUUGAGGUUAACGGACAGGAUCUCAACAUGGACUGCAAAGAAUACAACUAUGAUAAGAGUAUUGUGGACAGCGGCACUACAAACCUGCGUCUCCCUCGUAAAGUUUUCCAGGCUGCUGUGAAGGCCAUUGAAGCGGCUUCAUCGACUGAACAGUUUCCUUCAGGCUUUUGGCUGGGGGAGCAGCUGGUGUGUUGGCAGGCGGGCACCACACCCUGGCAUAUCUUCCCUGUCAUUUCUCUCUACCUAAUGAGUGAAAAUAGAAACCAGUCCUUCCGAAUCUCCAUCCUGCCACAGCAGUACCUGAGGCCGGUGGAGGACGUGGCGUCGGCACAGGAGGACUGUUAUAAAUUCGCUGUGUCUCAGUCGAGCACUGGUACAGUAAUGGGUGCCGUCAUCAUGGAGGGCUUCUAUGUGGUGUUUGACCGAGAACACAAACGCAUCGGCUUUGCUGUCAGCACAUGUCACGGUGAGAGAUACUCCUCGGCACUUACAGUCGCCUUUAAAAACACUUGUGUUUCCAUCCAAAGUUGCGAAUUUAACUCAUGCGCAAAAUAGAAACAUUUGCAAAUAAAGGAGCAUUUCCAUCCAGUGAGUCGAAGAGAACAAAUUCGUCACUUCCUGAUAUACUGAUGCUAAAUAUCACUUAGAAAAGUAGGAGAAGCCAAUGUACAUUAUGUA
Molecule: messenger RNA, 2408 nt
Organism: Pimephales promelas (fathead minnow)
Lineage: Eukaryota; Metazoa; Chordata; Actinopteri; Cypriniformes; Leuciscidae
Source: RefSeq, a predicted model, not a curated record